AUGAAUUUAGCAGUAAAAAAUGAAAAUGUUAUUACAAAUGGUUCUACAAACUCUACAACUGAACAGGAUGGAAAGGUUUUUGUCGGACCAGGAGCGAAAAAAGAGGCUGGAAUUGUCGGUUUAGGUUUAAAUAAACUACGUUCUUUUCAAAUUAUUGAUCUGGAAAGGGCCAAGAAAUAUGCAAUUGAUCAGUCCAUUAGGUUUGUUAUGGAAAAGCAAAGAAUGGCACAUCAACAACAGCAACAAAAAGUCGCCCUUUACUCUCAAGCAUUGGCUCUAAUGUCCAGAAUUUAUAUUGGGUCAGUCAAUUUUGAUGUAUCCGAAGAUCAAAUUCGCACUGUUUUUGGCAUUUAUGGACCUAUCAAAAAUGUUAAUAUGUCUAUUGAUCCAACGACUGGGAAUCACAAAGGAUUUUGCUUUAUAGAGUACGAAGUACCGGAAGCUGCUUUUCUUGCAAUUGAUGCAAUGAAUGGAAAAUUUCUGGGUGGUAGAACUAUCAAAGUUAUGCCGGUCGGACGUCAAGAUUCCACCCCUCAAGCACAGCCCAUAAUUGAUAUGGUUAUGACAGAAGCCCGGCAAUACAACAGAGUUUUUGUUGCAUCUGUUCAUCCAGAUAUAACUGAACAAGACUUGCGAAGUGUUUUUAUGGCUUUUGGGGAAAUAACUAAAUGCCAACUAGCUAAACACCCAAUCUUGAAGCGUCACAGGUUUUUUACAUUAAAAAUUUUUCUAAAAAUUUUUAGGGGAUUUGGUUAUAUUGACUUCAAAACUAGUGCAUCUGUCAAGGAAGCAGUAGAGGGGAUGAAUGGCUUCGAUUUAGGAGGUCAAAUCUUAAAGGUAGGACGUUGUGUAACUCCACCUGACGCCCUUCAUUACUUGAGUUCUGGUGGAUCAACUUCUGCACUACCGGCCGCUGCCGCCAUUGCACAAAAAUCUGCGACAUCCUCUGGAAGUUCGCAAUCUACAGGUCGUCGGAGAGGUUUUGGUGGAUUCGCUGGUUCUGUUCAACCACCGGCUAUUGUUCUACCCUUACCUGCAGUAUCAAUUACACAACCAAAGUCUGCUUCAUCAAAUGCUUCUGGUGUUACGACUCCAGCAGUAACUGCGCCGGGACUUGUCAUUCCACAACUUGGAAGCAAAGAAACAGUAGCUACUUCACAAAUUAAAAUGGAAGUAGAUUUACCCCAGGUUAAGAAGGAAGUAAACGAACCUCAACCAAAAAACAAUCUUGAAUCAUCCCAGAUCAAGGAAGAUGUUAAUGUACCUCAACCCCAAAAGGAUAUAAAUGUUGAUUCAUUUUAUUCUGCUUUGAAUGAUGACACAUUUGAACCGCCUAAAUUAGCUAUCCCACCUCAAUUACUACAAACAGCUGCUGAAAGUCAACCUGAACAACAAAAAGCAAAAAAGCCAAAACUUGAUUUUCUUGAUCGAAUUGGAGAGAAGGUUAAAUCUAAAUUUGUUUCUUUUGAUCCAAGUAAGCCGGCAUCUUUUUUGCCUUCAGUUCCAAAUACUUCGAAGGAUUCAGAUGAUGAAGAAGAACCACCAGAAACUCAAUUGGCAAUUGGUGGUCCAGAAGCUUGGACAGCUUUGGCUAUUCGCGAGGAUACAACUAUUGCAAAAACAAAGACUGAAGUUGCUCCAAAACCUAAACAAAAAAGCGACAAGAAUAAACAAGUUGCUCAUAGAAGGAAAGGAAAAGGCAAAAAGACAAAAUAUUCUUCUGGUCCGAAGUUAAAUACAGCAACAAAAAUUGCAGCUGCGAACGUUGCAGGAGCCCUCAGUGAUCAGCUGCAAACGCAAAGAGAAGAAAAAGGCGAAGAAGCUUCUUUGGCCUCUCAAGAGCAUGUACAAAUUCGUGGAAAUGAUGCAAGGCAUUUAUUGAUUCAAAAAUUGAUGAGAACAAAUCGGUCGUCAGUAGUUUUGUUAAAGAAUAUGGUUGAGCCAAAGGAUGUGGAUGAAUUCUUAGAAGAUGAAAUAAAAGAAGAAUGUCAAAAAUAUGGAACUGUUACUGAUGUUAGUAUAGUUGUAAUUGUCCAAGAAGAAGACACACAAACAGUUAAAAUCUUUGUCAGAUUUUGUGAACCAACACAGGCAGAUGAAGCAAGGAAAGCUAUUGAUGGACGUUAUUUUGAUGGACGAACUGUAAGUGCACAAUCCUAUGACCAAGUACUGUUUGAUCAUGAUGAUUUUACUGGAUAA
Messenger RNA from Meloidogyne enterolobii, 2199 nucleotides. Lineage: Eukaryota; Metazoa; Nematoda; Chromadorea; Rhabditida; Meloidogynidae. The record is from the annotation of a GenBank genome assembly.